GCUUCUUCAUUGUGUUUACUUUAAUGUUGAAUUAGAGGAAUCAUCAUUACUUCUAAGACCCCUAGUUGCCAAAAAUAUACCACGACAAAAAUCUUUCAACCUAUCGGUUCCCAAUUUCUCUACAAUUAAGAAGAAGAAGGAUAGCUUGAAGAUGUUCAUCGAUUGGGUUAUCUACAUUGCCCCCAUAUGCAUUAUGAUAGUCAUGUUUCUCGGGGGCUGGGAAGCCUCUCAACUCUACGGACACUCCAAGCAAUUGCGUCAGAUGCGCGCUCGCGUGCUCAACGAAAUCUUAGAGACGCCUCCGGAGGAGCGCCUAAACCGCAUGCUCGAUUUAUGUUUCUUCGUUGUCGCGGACAAGAAAGAUACGCUCGAGAUUUUGGAGGUUGAGGUACUCCCAGAAGUGUAUGCGCAUCUUGAGAUGCGGCUGCGGCAGAUUGAGUUAGAGGGAAGGAGAUUUGAGAAUAUUUUGACGGUGGAUUCGCAGAUGGGUUAUGAGGAGCAGGUCAAGAGGGUUUGGAAGCUUAUUGAGGAGUUUAGGAAAAGAGAACGUGGGGAGAGGGAAUUGGAGAAAGAGACAUCGAAAGAUAUAUCGGAAUCGAGGAAAGAAGGGGCGGAAAAUAGUGAUCUUGAAAAGGGAAUUUGAGUGAAAGUUCUUGGGUUUCUUCGAGCAUAAAAGGGCUAAUCGAUA
Molecule: messenger RNA, 688 nt
Organism: Botrytis cinerea B05.10
Lineage: Eukaryota; Fungi; Ascomycota; Leotiomycetes; Helotiales; Sclerotiniaceae
Exons: 1
Coding region: 152-643 (163 amino acids)
Source: RefSeq, a predicted model, not a curated record